Molecule: messenger RNA, 1652 nt
Organism: Phyllopteryx taeniolatus (common seadragon)
Lineage: Eukaryota; Metazoa; Chordata; Actinopteri; Syngnathiformes; Syngnathidae
Gene: gja13.1
Product: gap junction protein alpha 13.1
Exons: 2
Coding region: 211-1080 (289 amino acids)
Biological process (GO): cell communication
Cellular component (GO): connexin complex
Source: RefSeq, a predicted model, not a curated record
UAUUUAUUUUUUACUGCCAAUAUGGACAGUACUCAUUUGAGUACGCAUUUGACACAGAAAGAUACUCGAGUACUGUCAGGAAGGAUUUGAACGUCACCCUCGUCACCCUGCACCCGCUCCAAGGUCCAGCUCAGUCAGCACUCGGCCGCAGACGCGCACGGUCCAGCCCGACCCGCUCAUCAGACCACCAAUUGAACGUCAUCCUCAAAGAUGGGAGACUGGGGUUUCUUGUCGUCCUUACUGGACAAGGUCCAGUCGCACUCCACCGUCAUCGGCAAGAUCUGGAUGACGGUUCUUUUCCUGUUCCGGAUCAUGGUCCUGGGCGCGGGGGCCGAGAGCGUGUGGGGCGACGAGCAGUCCGACUUCGUGUGCAACACGCAGCAGCCCGGUUGCGAGAACGUCUGCUACGACUGGAUCUUCCCCAUCUCGCACAUCCGCUUCUGGGUCCUUCAGAUCAUCUUCGUGUCCACGCCCACCCUGGUCUACCUGGGCCACGCCAUGCACGUCAUCCACCAGGAGAACAAGAUGCGCGAGAAGCUGGCCAGCCCCAGCGGACCGCGCCGCCUCAAGUCGCCCAAGUACACCGACGACAAGGGCAACGUGACCAUCAAGGGGAACCUCCUGGGGAGCUACCUCACCCAGCUGGUCUUCAAGAUCAUCAUCGAGGCGGCCUUCAUCACGGGUCAGUACUACCUGUACGGUUUCAUCAUGGUGCCCAUGUUCCCGUGCUCCAAGAAGCCGUGCCCGUUCACCGUCGAGUGCUACAUGUCGCGGCCCACCGAGAAGACCAUCUUCAUCAUCUUCAUGCUGGCCGUGGCGUGCGUGUCCCUGGUGCUCAACGUGGCCGAGGUCUUCUACCUGCUGUGCAGGCGAUGCAAGGCCAGGUCCGGGUCCCGAAGGGGGAACUCGGCCGACAACCCGGUGGCGCUGUCGCAGCCCCGGUGGCCCACGGUCGACGACGCCCUGAAGCAGAGCAAGAAGAACCUGGACUUGGAGAUGGAGACCAGCCAGAGUCUGGGAGGGAGUCUGGAUGGAGCCAAGGAGGAGAAGCAGCUGCUGGGCGACCACUUGCAUUCUUAGCGUGUUAGCGUGUUAGCAGGGAACUUGGCUUUUUUUCAUGGAAUUCAUUUUGUAUUUCUUUCUUUUUACAAUGUAAAAAAACCAAAACAAAAUCAUGUCCAGCAAAGGUUGUUGUUGUAUUUACUCUAUGGUUUUUCGAAUCUGUUUAAGUUAUCGUGUCGUGCAAAAUAGAUGAUGAUGACCGCGAUGAUGAUCGGCGGCACAUCGGCCUCUCCGUAGCCCCGCCCCUCGCCCCGAAGUCAGCUGGCAUAAACUCCAGCUCACCCGCGACCCGAGUCAGGAUAAGCGCGACGAAAAAUGGAAGACGUUCAAGUUUUCGCUCUAUUUUUUCAAGUCAUCAAUUUUGUAUUUGUUUAUCCCAAUUAAAAUGUAAAAAUCAAGAGAAAUAGUGUUGUUGCUGUAUUUAUGUUGUUUCUUUACUCUUACGGUUUUUGAUUCUGUUUAAGUUAUUUUUCAUGUGCAGGAAUAUAGGAAAUAAUAAUGAUCAUGAUAUUGGAUAUUGCUCUAUUUUUUCAAGUCGUACAUUUGCUGUAUGUUUUUGGCAAAAUGAUUAAAGUUUCAUACAAAAACUG